Molecule: messenger RNA, 798 nt
Organism: Vanderwaltozyma polyspora DSM 70294
Lineage: Eukaryota; Fungi; Ascomycota; Saccharomycetes; Saccharomycetales; Saccharomycetaceae
Gene: PRE4
Product: proteasome core particle subunit beta 7
Exons: 1
Coding region: 1-798 (265 amino acids)
Cellular component (GO): proteasome core complex
Source: RefSeq, a predicted model, not a curated record
AUGAAUCACGAUCCAUUUGCAUGGGGUAGACCCUCUGAUGAGACAUAUGGUCAAUACAAUGAAGCAAUUGCCGGUGCACCAAGUUUCCCAAAGAUGAACACACAACAACCUAUAAUUACCGGUACAUCUGUGAUCUCUAUGAAGUAUAACAACGGUGUAAUUAUUGCAGCUGACAAUUUAGGUGCUUACGGUUCAUUAUUGCGUUUCAACGAUGUUGAAAGAUUAUUCGCAAUUGGUGAAAACACAGUCGUUGGUGUUUCUGGUGAUAUUUCAGAUAUGCAAUAUAUUGAACGUCUUUUAGAUGAACUACAGAUUGAAAACAACUACGAUAAUUCUACUGGUGAUGGAGCCGAAAGUUUGAAACCAAGCUAUGUUUUUGAAUAUCUAGCUGCUGUCAUGUACUCACGUAGAUCUAAGAUGAAUCCAUUGUGGAAUGCGAUUAUUGUUGCAGGUAUGGAGGAUAACAAACCAUUUUUGAGAUAUGUCAACCUAUUAGGGGUAACGUACUCUUCACAGACACUAGCUACUGGAUUUGGUGCUCAUAUGGCCAACCCAUUGUUGAGAAAAGUAGUCGACAAAGAAGAAGAUGUCGCUAAUACGGAUCUCGAAACCGCUAAAAAAGCCAUCCUCGAAUCAAUGAAAGUACUAUACUACAGAGACGCUCGUUCCUCAAGAAAGUUCUCAAUGGCAAUCAUUGACAACACUACUGGGUUGACCUUCCAAAAAAACCUAGAGGUAGAAAACAUGGUCUGGGGUUUCGCCAAAGAUAUCAAAGGUUACGGAACCCAGAAAGUAUAA